This is a messenger RNA of Dracunculus medinensis (Guinea worm), 474 nucleotides long. Lineage: Eukaryota; Metazoa; Nematoda; Chromadorea; Rhabditida; Dracunculidae. The record is from the annotation of a GenBank genome assembly.
AUGAAAAUUGGACCAAUAAAUUUAAUAUUAUUGGUUUUAAUAAAAUUAACAAAUAGUUUAUUAUGUCCGAACGAUGUAACUACUGCAACAACAACAAUAACGAAAACAAAUAAAAGGAAAAUUUGCCCAGAUUUCAAGGAUAACAUUAAUGAAGAAUAUUGUUGUCCAUCACAAGUCGUGCCCGGCAGUUAUUAUUGUUGUACGUUUGAGCAUCUCAAACAAUUGCAAGAUAUUCAAACAGCUCAAUUGAGGAAAUUAUUUUUUAAAAACAAUCUUGCACUAAUAAUAAUAUCGACCAUUGUUAUAAUGUUAUUGGUAAUAUUAUUAAUAAUGUGCCUUUGUAAAAAUAUUUCAUUUUGUCCAAUCCACGCAAAUAAUCCACCUCCACCGCCAUAUGAAUGCUCAACAGUCAGUUCGCAACAAAGAAACGACUGGCAUUGUCUUCUAGAAAAUGAAGUUAACUAUACAAGGUGA